Molecule: messenger RNA, 2415 nt
Organism: Histoplasma mississippiense
Lineage: Eukaryota; Fungi; Ascomycota; Eurotiomycetes; Onygenales; Ajellomycetaceae
Exons: 4
Coding region: 1-2415 (804 amino acids)
Biological process (GO): mitochondrion organization; protein quality control for misfolded or incompletely synthesized proteins
Cellular component (GO): mitochondrial inner membrane
Molecular function (GO): ATP binding; metalloendopeptidase activity; ATP-dependent peptidase activity
Source: RefSeq, a predicted model, not a curated record
AUGCAAAAUGCGGCAGCUGUGACGACGGAUCUCUGGCCCUCGGUGGCUAAUGCUUUGGCAGCUCCAUGGAAGCGUUUCAGUCGGCCAUCAUCGGAGAUUUCCCCGGGCAAAGAACGUAAUGAAGUGCUCCGGAGACACCGGGAUGAAUCUCCAACAAUUCAAUCUCACCUGGUCCUCCCUGACUGCCUGAAAUCAGUCCCAAUGACAGCUCUGCGAAACGGCUCCAAAACGAACAUCCUGUUUGGCCAGCACACCUUGUCGCCGAUAUUUUAUUCUCCAACUCGGACAACUAUCUGGACCAGCAGAUUUUCUUCGGCCCCGAACAUUGUCAAAUCGAGCUCGCCUCGUCAGUUCUCUACCAUUUCUCUCCUUCAACUCGACCGCUCGCGGAGUAUCCCGAAAGUGAAAGGCAUUCCGCAAAUUCAACAGCACAGAUUCCUUUACGGAGGUCCGUUUCAGAAUGUAUUAGCCCACACUGAAAGAACUGCAAACAGUAAACCACAUAGCGUGAGCGCCCAAAAUGCGUUUUACAGCGCCCUGCUUCGCGCGAACAUGCCUGCAAUCAUCAUUGAACGAUAUCGGAGUGGGAAAUAUGCUGGUGAUGGUUUCAGUGAGGCUACGUACCUUAAGGCUCUUGAGCGGGUCGGCGGCUUGGAUGCUUCGGUUGGUCUCAGACCUGGACAAAAUCAAUUUCAAUCUCAAAAUCAGAAUCUCAACAACGACCAACUACAAGCAGUUGGACAGGCGGUCGCUGCCCAUAUGAAUGGAGCUCAAAUCGGAUUAUCUACGAAAAAGGACGGUACUGGAGCAAAGGAAUCUCCUCUCUACGUUGUGGUGGAGGAAUCUUUGUCAAGCUCGAUUUACCGCUGGGUUAAGUUCAUCUUUAUUUUCCUGCUUUUCACUUACGUCUCCUUCGUCGUGAUCAACAUCAUCGCGGACACUACCGGCAUUCUGAAAAAUGUCCGAGGUUCCCAGCCCAACGAAGCCCAACCGCAACACCAGCAAGUUCGAUUCAGUGAUGUCCAUGGCUGCGACGAAGCUAAGGGAGGAGCUUCAAGAACUGGUCGAAUUUCUGACCCAACCCUGAACGCUUCAACAAUCUUGGUGGUAAACUCCCCAAAGGUGUUCUCCUCGUUGGGGCCCCCUGGUACUGGAAAAACUUUACUUGCUCGAGCUGUUGCCGGAGAGGCUGGCGUACCUUUCUUUUAUAUGUCUGGGUCUGAAUUCGAUGAGGUAUAUGUUGGUGUGGGAGCCAAGCGUGUUCGCGAACUGUUCAAUCAAGCCCGAACCAAGGCGCCUGCGAUCAUAUUCAUUGACGAAUUGGAUGCAAUCGGAGCAAAGAGAAAUGAGCGAGAUGCCGCCUACGUAAAGCAAACUCUGAAUCAACUUCUGACCGAACUCGAUGGGUUCUCCCAGUCUACUGGCGUCAUUAUCAUUGCGGCAACCAACUAUCCAAAACUACUCGACAAAGCGCUAACACGGCCUGGCCGGUUCGACCGCAGGGUGGUGGUUGGCCUUCCUGACGUCCGUGGCCGCGUCGAUAUCUUAAAGCACCAUAUGAAAAACGUCCAAAUAAGCACAGAUGUCGAUACUACCGUUAUUGCUCGUGGAACGCCUGGCUUUUCUGGUGCCGAUUUGGAAAACCUUGUCAACCAAGCUGCCAUUCAUGCCAGCAAGAACAAACAAACCAAGGUUGGCCCGAAAGAUUUUGAUUGGGCCAAGGACAAAAUAAUGAUGGGGGCUGAGGCGCGCAGCAGGGUUAUGCGGGAGAAAGACAAGCUGCUCACCGCAUAUCAUGAAGCAGGACAUGCUCUUGUCGCGUACUUCUCUCCUGCUGCAACCCCAUUAUAUAAAAUUACUAUUGUCCCGAGAGGCAUGUCAUUGGGUACCACGCAUUUCCUCCCGGAAAUGGACAUUGUUUCGCGGAAUUAUACUGAGUUCUUGGCGGAUAUCGACGUGUCUAUGGGCGGUAAGGCCGCUGAAGAGCUUGUUUUUGGACCUGAAAACGUCACGAGCGGUAUAUCAUCGGACCUUCAACGUGCAACCAACACUGCCUUCUCGAUGGUAACUCAAUAUGGGUACUCGAAAAAACUAGGCUCUAUAGACCUUAUUUCAAACUACAAGUCAUUGUCUUCAGAGACCAAGCAAGAAAUCGAGGCUGAAGUCAGACGCCUAGUCGAGGAAUCAAGUCGACGCGCAACGGCAAUUCUCACAGAACACCGAAAGGAACUAGAGCUAUUAACCAAGGCGUUGAUGGAAUAUGAAACACUGACGAAGGACGAGAUGGAAAAAGUAUUGAGGGGAGAAAAAUUGGAUAAGCUUGAAUCGAUACCCAAGGCACCAAUUAUACUACCUGAUGCUCUGAUGGCGGCCGGAUUGAAGCCUCCGGCGGGAGAAUCUGCUGCGCCAAAAUGA